AUGGAAUCAGAUAACGAAAGCGACAUAAAAAAGGAAUUUUUAGUGGUUGAUCAGACAUUCGGUGCCGUCCAAACCGUAGGAGAUACUAUCACCCCAUUCGUUCCCUUAUUCAGCAUGGUUACUAACAUAUCUGAAAAAACGUUAUCAAUCCAUAAAAAUGCGGAAUGUAAUGAAAAAAUAUGCAUGGCUCUAUUAGAUCGUGUUGAAAUUGCACAAACAGCUGUUAAAUCAUUACAACGAAAAUAUCAGGCAUAUGAAGAAUAUUUUAGAAACCAAGACUAUUAUAAUACUUGGGUUAAGUUUGUUAAUGUUUUGGAUAAUAUUAGGAAAUUUGCUGAAGAAGUUACGCAAUUGUCAUGUUUGCAAAGGGUUUUAAAUCCAAAUACUGUUAAAUAUGCAUUUGAAAAGAAUAUUAAAGAAUUUGAAGAAGUUUGUAGCGAUUUAAGUUUCACCAUUGCUUUAUAUAAUCCUAAACAAAGAGAAAUGGAGCAAAAAGAUGUUGCAAAAGAUCUUGAGAUUAUGAAAAGGGAUGGAUUCAAAUCUGAAAUUAGUUUAGUAAUAAAGGAAAUUACUUCGUUAAUAUCAAACGCAAAUUAUCUGGCCUCACAAAUCAAUAAUGUACAACACUGGGGUGGUAAAAUUGACGUAGAUAAAAUGAGACCACUGAACGAAGAGUAUAAAGCUCCCAGGAUAGAUCCAAGUGAACUAAAAGAACCAUAUACUUCUAACGAUAACGUUCGUGGAUCCGGGAAAACUAUUCAUAGCAACAGUAAUCUCGAUCAAGCAAAGAAUAAGAAACAACAAAUGGAAUUAGCUGCACUUCUCAAAUUAGAUUGUUGUCCAUUUAUUAUCAAAUUUUAUGGGAUUUCGUCUGUGGAUAAUAGUCAAGUUAUGGUUUACGAUUGGGCUGCAUUUGGAAAUCUGCACGAAACAUAUUUAAAAUUUGAUAUCGGAUGGCCUACAAAAUUGCAGUUUGCACGUGAUAUAUUUAACGGUCUAUUUUUCAUGCAUCAAAGUAAUAUUUAUCAUCAUGACGUACGUUGUGAGAAUAUCUUGGUUACUGAUGGAUUUGAGCCUAAGAUUUCAAAUUUCCAACUCGCUAGAUCUAUAUCGACACCGGUAUCCUCUGAAAUUAAAACAUUGGCUGAUAUUAUUCGAUGGCUAGCACCCGAAAAGAUGCGAAGAUCUGCAAAAG
Dentiscutata heterogama is the source of this 1195-nucleotide messenger RNA. Lineage: Eukaryota; Fungi; Glomeromycota; Glomeromycetes; Diversisporales; Gigasporaceae. The record is from the annotation of a GenBank genome assembly.